Messenger RNA from Lotus japonicus, 900 nucleotides. Its product is annotated as classical arabinogalactan protein 26. The coding region runs from base 179 to 595 and encodes 138 amino acids. The transcript has a single exon. Lineage: Eukaryota; Viridiplantae; Streptophyta; Magnoliopsida; Fabales; Fabaceae. The record is from RefSeq and is a predicted model, not a curated record.
UCAAUUGCCACCAAAAUUUCAGAGCCCACCACCACUUCUUGUAGACCCUUUUUAUAAGCCUUGUCUGUGCUUCAAUCAUGAACCUCAGUUUCUGCAAUAAAAGUCUUCUCUCUGAGAAACACAUUCAUUAAGGCUUUGAGUUCAUCAUCAUAAAGCCAUUGAUUUUCAGCCAUCAUUUAUGGCUCCCUUUUGGUCAUUCUCUGCAGUACUCUUGGCCUUAAUGGCAUUCACUUGUCCCUUGGCCUUGGCUUCUCAACAAAAAAACAUGCAUGUUUCCACCAUCUCAGCAGCACCAACUACUUUACCAGGUUCCCCUCUUUUAUCUCCUACACUUUCACCAGAUAUUGAGCCACUGUUUCCAACACCAGGAAAAGAUGCUUUCUCUCCAUCAGAGUCUUCACUACCAACAAUUCCUUCAAGUCCAAGCCCUCCCAACCCAGAUAUCACUGGUCAUCAAGGGCAUGGUUUGGCUUUUCCACCAUCAGAGUCUAUGCCAGCUCCAGCACCUUCUUCCCAGGGCGCAUCUCUUCCACUGUACUCAAUUUUACAAUUGGUCAUGCUGGUCAUUUGUAUAAUGCAGCUUUAUGGCAUGUGAGUCUACAUGUUGGGGUUACUUUCUGAAAAAGCAUGUUUUUUUUUCAGCAUUAUCUGUUUAGUAUAUAUCAUGUCAUGUGCACAGCAAUGCAUGUUGACGGGUGUUUAUACCAUGUUCGGAUCAGCUUUUAUUUCCGCAAAAUCAAUCAUGACAAGCUGAACCUAGUCACAGAAGGUUCUUUCUAAAAUGAUUUUGACUUUAAAAUCAACUGUAGAAGGAUUUCCAAACAUGCAGUUAGUGCUGCUAGUAGAAUGUUUCAAUAAGACUAGUGAACAUUUAAAGUUUCCAUCUGAUAUUCUGGGUGA